AUGUAUCUUUAUUUCUUUAGUUUUCUAAUUGUCUCUCUCUGGCCUUUCUUUUUAUUCUUGUUUCUUUGCUUGUCUUUCUUUUUCAUUUUUAUCUAUUUUCUCUUUCUUUUCUUCUUUCUGUUUCUCUUUUAUUUAUUUUUCAUUUCAAUCUUCCUUGUCUUUCUUACAUUCUUCCUUUAUUCCUUCUUUUUGUUUCUACCACGGCUCGUCUUAUUUCGGCCUUCAUUUUUUAGAUUUUCUCUCUUUCUAUCACCAUUCGAAUACCUUCUUUCUUUCUUUCUUUCUUUCUUUCUUUGCUUCCUUCCUUCCUUCCUUCCACCUCAAUCAGCCCUGUGGUCAGAGGACGAAAUAAGUCUCAUUUUUCUUUCUUUCUUUCUUUUUUUUCUUUCUUUCUUUUUCUUUCUUUCUUUUUCUUUCUUUCUUUCUUUCUUCCUUUCACGUCAAUCCAUCCUGUGUCUUUCUUUCUUUCUUUCUUUCUUUCUUUCUUUCUUUCUUUCUUUCUUUCUUUCUUUCUUUCUUUCUUUCUUUCCUUCCUUCCACGUCAAUCUGUCCCGUGAUUUUCUUUCUUUCUUUCUUUCUUUCUUUCUUUCUUUCUUUCUUUUCUUUCUUUCUUUCACACAUUCUUUCUUCCUUCCCCGUCAAUCGAUCCUGUGGUCAAAGGACGGAGAGUAG
Acanthosepion pharaonis is the source of this 672-nucleotide messenger RNA. Lineage: Eukaryota; Metazoa; Mollusca; Cephalopoda; Sepiida; Sepiidae. The record is from the annotation of a GenBank genome assembly.